Molecule: messenger RNA, 4291 nt
Organism: Diprion similis
Lineage: Eukaryota; Metazoa; Arthropoda; Insecta; Hymenoptera; Diprionidae
Product: angiomotin-like
Exons: 14
Coding region: 198-3479 (1093 amino acids)
Biological process (GO): actin cytoskeleton organization; regulation of cell migration
Cellular component (GO): plasma membrane; cytoplasmic vesicle; bicellular tight junction
Source: RefSeq, a predicted model, not a curated record
UUUUAUUUCUCGUGUGUGAGGAGAGAAGUGUAUUAAUUUAUUAGAAUAUUAUCGCUUUUCCGCUCUCUUCCGCAUCCCCGAUCGUCUCUGUGCGUUGUAGCUGUAAAAAAAAAAAAAUAUAGUCUUCUAUGUGCUCGAAAUAAAGAUUAUUUCACGUAAGAUAUCAAACUUUUGUAAAUAAAUGAUCUCCUAAAGAAAUGAGUUCACUUCAGCAAACUGGUCGAUUCCUACCAUUUGCUAACAAUAAUAUACAACGCAAGCAACUUCCUACACAAGGUGGAUUGCCGCAGAGCUUAAGUGGCAGCGAUACAGACGUAUCAACAUCAAAUGAAAAUUUGAGUAACGAAGAAAGAUAUGUAAUAAGACAUACGGCACGUCAGGAACCUCAAGGCCAAGAAAACCAGCAGCAAACUCCGUCGAGAUCGUCUAGCCACAAAGAGAAUAUUCCCAAUAUUCAAGGCAAUCUGUUGAACAGAAACAGUUUGAAGGAUAGUCUAAAUGGCUCGAAUAGAAAUAGUUUGAAGGAAAGCUUGACUGGGUCCAAUCGCAACAGUCUCAAAGACAGCAUCAACGGUUCCAAUAGAAAUAGCCUUAAGGAUAAUCUGAGUUCUAAUCGAACCAGCGUUGGUUCUAACAGAAGUAGCCUGGAUGUUUCGACCAGCUCUUAUAACACCCUUAUCAUACACAAUGCCAACGACGAAAAUUCCUGGACACCAUCUAGCAGAUUAUCAGGAAUGGUGAGAGAACAUGGAGAAAUGGGCUAUCUGUACUGCGAGGGUGGAGGUAAGGGCCACUCUAAUAGCCCAACUAUGCAAUCUUUGACCAGUCUUCCUCAUGACGAUCAUCAUUAUGAGCAGCCCGGAGGAGGUGGAGGGUGCCAAGAAAUAACUGAUAUUCCAGAUGACUAUCUCAAUCAAUCACAGGUGUUGAAACACCUUGCUAAAGAAGUGAAAAUACCUUCGUAUGGAAAAUUGACCAAUAAUGGCAGUAGUAUAGAAAUGAGGAUGCGAGAGAGAGAUGGAGAGCGCGGUAAACAAAGUGAAACCGAAUUCGAAGACAGGCCACCUCCGUCGUACACUUCUACUAUGCUACCGCUCAAGAGUAAACAUAGACUUCUUGGUCCAACAGAAAAAUUGACACUCUCAAGAUCUCAACCUGACCUAUCAAGGAUUGGGAAAACUGAUACGGAUAGUUAUGAUCCACGCACAACGUCUCCAAGGCCUCAAACAAAAGGUAGGGAGGAGAGGGAAACGGCGGCAGGCGAGAUCUGGCCUUCGGCCGAAAUGGUGCAAAUUUUGAUCCAGGAAAACAGCGCGUUGAAAUUGGAGCUCGAACGAUGCUACGGCAAAGUGUCUAAGUCCCAAAAACUUGAGCAUGAAAUAGCCAAAGUUCAUCGUGCCCAUGAGGAAUUGGCAGCAUCUUGCGAGCGCAGAGAGAAACUGGAAAGGGCUGCUCGAGCUAGGCUCCAAGGCGACUGCCGUCGCUUGACUGAUUUGAAUCGUGCGUUGAGGGAGCAAAUUGAUUUGUUGGCUUCACGAACGGAUACUCCUCCAAUCGUUGAAUCUCUAAGGAAAGAACUAACGCAACGAGAAUUAUUAAUCGGUCAACUCAUCACCCAAAACAAAGAACUGGCGGCUGCUAAAGAGAGACAAGAAAUUGAAUUGGCAGCACAGCGAGCAACCCUGCAGGAACAGAGAACACACAUUGAUAUUUUAGAUACAGCUCUUACAAAUGCACAGGGAAAUGUUGUCCGCCUGGAAGAAGAGUCUCGAAAGAAGCAGGUCUACGUUGAGAGAGUCGGUCAGCUCCAACGCGCUUUAUCCUCGCUUCAAGCAUCAAGUGAUAGACGAGAAGAAACGGAGCGACAACUUAGAGGCCAGUUGGAGAGAGAAUUGAGAGAGGGUGGAUGCGGAGGCACGAAUAGUGGCGAGCACGCAUCGAACGGCGAGACAAUCGCUGAAUUGAAACGAAGGUUACGUGAACGAGAUGAAAAAAUCAUGUCCUUAGAAGGAGACGUGACUAAAUGGGAACAACGAUACCUGGAAGAAAGUGCCCUUCGUCAAGCUGCUAUUGACGCUGCCAGUUUGCCCAAGGAUGCUAAAAUCGCGGCACUGGAGAAAACGAGCCAAGAUGCUGAAAAAAUGAUAGCGGAGGCUCGUUCCGAGAAAAUGCGUCACAUGGACGAGGUACAUGCCGCGCAGAAGAAGCUUGCCGAUCUCGAAUCAAGAAUGAAAGACUUGGAAUCAAAACUGGCUGAACGAGACGCAAUGAUACGGGUCUUGCAAAAACAUACGUAUGACAAGGACAGUAGUAGCAGUAGCGGAGUUGGUAGCUACCCCGCAGCUCACUCAUCUCAUUCAAGUACAUCUGCAGAUCAUCAUACGGUCCUUACUUCUACACCGGAACUCGUGAGCAGUGUUUUAAGCGGCGGAAGUGGAUACGGUAGCGGUGGUUCUUUUGCCGUUUCCGACAGCUAUAAUAAAUAUAGAAAGCAAGGCAGCUUUGAGCAAACCAACAAAAGCCUAGAUGACCAAUUGAAAGAACUAGACUCUCAGCUUCUCAGCAAGCGGGCACUUUGCUGUUUUCCAGGAUUCUCUAAUCCAGGCACUACGUCGCGAAAAGGAAAAAUACCCAAGCCAUUAUUGGCGGGUGUAGAUAGCACAGGUAGUUCGAGUACUGCAUCCAGUAAAAGUCGUCUCCUCGACGAUUCGGGAGGUGAAGCUUCCGGGGAUUUGCUGGAGUUUGCCGCCGCUACGAGGUUCAAAGGUACGGCGUCCAGGUUGUCGGACAGUAGGCCGGAGGAGAUGAUGUUGCUGGAAAAACAAGGUAGGAGUUCUCAGCGACAGAGAAUGCAAGAGGGGGAGCCACGCAGGGCUGGCAGUCUCCCUCCGAGCUCGUUGCCUCGUCCUCCACGUUCCUUGAAAGCGACAAACAACCCACGCUACUGUCGUCUGAGCGACACGGAAACCCGUAAGAAGUCGGACCCAGGACCGAUAAUCGAAUCUGCUAUGAAGGGACGCGAUUCUGGUAAUUGCACCCUCGAAUAUGGCAGACUUGACUCGAAAGGUCAACGGCGGAAAAAAUCUUCAAGCUCCGAGGUCUCCAUUCAGAGCACUGCGACGAGGAAAUCUCCUUCACUGAUGAUCGGACCCAGUGGGGAGUACGAAAGACUGGGAGAUGUUCAGCGAAAGAAACAGGCAAUCGCCGAGGUGAAACACAGGGAAAAUCAGGGCCGUUCCAUGAUCCCUCCGCCGUCAAGACGUAUCGGAGAAUAUGGUCGUCUCAGCGACAGCGAGGGGCGGGGCACCCUGAGAAAACAAAUUGGCUCCAGAGGACAGAGCACCGGCAGUACGGUCAGCAGUAAAAGCGGAGGACGUGACUCCGGAGGCACUGCUAGCAGCGAAGCUUCGACCUCUUCGUUACCACCUACCAGGGCCAGGUCAAUACCUCGGCCUAGCAAUUACAGGAUUCAAUUUUAGAAUAUUUACGUAAAUACGAUUUACCACGACUGUUGUUCGUACGCAGCCAUGAAAAGAUUGUUUUCUUUUUUUUUUUUUCAAUUCAUUCUCUUUGUUACUCAUGAAUAUGCAUACAUAUACGCGCGUGCAGAGUGCGCACAACUUGUAUAUAUGCAUACGCAUGGACACGUACUGUGUAGUAAUAUUUAUAGGUAAGUCCGCAAGCCAAUCAUUACGCCAUAAUAGACAUACAUUGUAUAGAUAACGACACGUAAAAUAGUGAUUGUAAGACCUAGUCAUUACCAAAGUAAUUUCUGUACUGAGGAAUAAUUUUCUCGUGUCACAUGCGCAUAUAUAGUCGUUUAUCUUAGAGUUUUUCCCUUCCUCUGUUUUUUCUGCCGGUGAAAUCACUGAACCGAUGAGAAUGGACGAUGCAACAAACGACUUCUUCUCUUGUGCAUCGGAUCGUGAGCAACGUUGUAUUAAUGUGCCUUAGGAAAAUCGCCUUACAGCUUAGAGGGUACGGGAAAAUUGUAAUAUUGAAAAAAAAAUUUUUACCGCAGGAUAUACCGAGUAAUAGAUGGUGUAACGGAUAUACCUUGCUUGAAAUUCCGAUAGACUUGGAAAGAAAUUCACAAAUCAUUCAAGUUCUAUCUUCUUCUCUUUCCGCAAAUGUUUUUUAAUAAUUUAUCUGUCUUUUUAAAAUUGUCGAGUAAUAUCGUAUACCGAUUGAAUUUAGAAAACAUUGAAAAAAAAGUAGCUUAGGAUCCCAUAAGACUGAUCAAAUGGAUACUGAAGAAACAAAACUCACUCAAUUUUACUGAAUUUGUUUG